Messenger RNA from Geodia barretti, 1663 nucleotides. Lineage: Eukaryota; Metazoa; Porifera; Demospongiae; Tetractinellida; Geodiidae. The record is from the annotation of a GenBank genome assembly.
UGGGCAGGAAGGAGUGGAAGAAGGGCCGGGGCGGAAACACAGGCCUCCAGGACUCCAACAGAUUGCUGUGAAGGAUGAAAUAAAAAACCGGAGGGGCAGGUAAGAAGGCCGGGAAAGGCCAGAAAGCCACCCGGGGGGACCCCAGGGGUGGGAUUCCUCACACAAAGCAAAAAACCCUGGGUUUGGAGAGGAGAGAGGCAAAAAGCCUUGGAGAAAGAGAAAGAACUCCAGCGAAGGGUUCCCCGCGAUCUAGAAUGAAAGAAGGCCAACAACAACACACAAAACAGCGCCCACAAGCAAGAUGGGAGCCCUCCAAAAAUACGCCUGGUUCUCUGAGCCGACAGCAGUCGGUGGUGGAGUGGGGAGUGGCAGCAGCGAGGGGUUGUCUCACGGUGGCUACACUGAUCUGCACGGGGAGAUCCUGACCGUGACUGUGAGCAAAGUGUGCAAGAAGCUGGGGAUUGCCAUCGAUGGUGGAGCCAACACCAAGCAAGAGGCUAUCAUCAUCAGAGAGAUACCGCCGGACGGCUCUGCAGCCAAGACAGCAACCCCACCUCUGAGGAUUGGCCAGCAGAUCCUGCAGGUGGAGAACACGUCUCUCUACGGACUGAGACACAAGGAGACUGUCAUGGCCAUCAAGGCCGCCUUUGAGGGCCCCAUAAACAAGACCCUCACCUUUGUCAUACUCAACACCCAGGAGGACAAUGAUGAUACUGAUGGAGCUCAAGAGCAGGGGCAUCCCCACGAGACUCCACCUGUCAUCCCCACACCACCUGAUCCACUCCCUCACCUGGUCCCCGAGACUGCCUCGGAGCCAGCCCCAGAGUUUCAACAACAGCCGACUCGCGUCCAGCUGAGGAAGAAGAAGAGACCGCCAGAGAUUGAACAGCGCAUGAGGGAGAAAGUUGUUACUGCAGGUCUGGAUGAGUUCAUAGCAGUGGCCUCGUCUGAUCUCCCAUCUCGCCACUUCCACACCCCUCCACCUCCCCCUCCCCCCGCCUCAUCCCAGGAGACUGGGGUGUCAUUUGGUGGCUACGCUAACCUCCGCGGAGAGAUACUCACCAUCCCUGUCACCAAGGUCAACAAGAAACUGGGCAUGGCCAUCGACGGCGGGGCCAACACCAAACAAGUGGCCAUCACCAUCAGACAGAUCACGCCGGACGGCUCGGCGGCAGUGUCAGGAAUGGGUCUGAAGGUCGGGCAGCAGAUCCUCCAGGUGAACUCUCGCAGUCUCCACGGACUCUCUCACAGCGAGGUCGUCUCCGUCAUCAAGAGUGCCUUCGAGGGCAUCAACAAGACCACCAUCACCUUUAUCGUCCUGGACCCUCCAGAGUAGCUGACAACACACACACUGAUAGCUCCAUUAUUCUAUUUUUAACCGGAAACCAAAAUAUUUCGUUAUUACACCACCUUUUUUAUAACCACUCUGUGCUUCCACUGUUUGUAAUACCUACACCACCCAUAACACUCUUUGUACUUCCACUGCUGAUAAGACCAUAUAAUAUAUUAAUAUUAAAUUAUGUCAUGACUUGUAGGUGCGUGCACCCAGCCAUGCAGGUCCAAAUAACCUACUGCAUUCAAAUCCUUAAAACACUGCUACUGCUUGAUGAUUUGUUUUAUAACUGCAUACUUGCAACAUUCAUUGCAUAUACUUCAAUUCCAA